Messenger RNA from Australozyma saopauloensis, 2073 nucleotides. RefSeq lists its product as uncharacterized. NCBI's taxonomy places the organism in Eukaryota, Fungi, Ascomycota, Pichiomycetes, Serinales, Metschnikowiaceae. The coding region runs from base 1 to 2073 and encodes 690 amino acids. The record is from RefSeq and is a predicted model, not a curated record. The transcript has a single exon.
AUGCAUCUCGACACGCUAGAUCACGCACGAAGACAGUCAUUAGAUCCCAACUCGGGUUUACAAACCUCCGGUUUCCGCAGUAGAGCGGGCUCUGCUACAAGCGAAGACUUUGCGGUUCGAAGUCUACAAGCUCACGAAAGAACUCUCCACCUCGAAAAAAAGCCUACAAGCUCCGGGUUUCUGUUUAGUACAGAUCUUCCUCCGACCAGCGAAAUUGUUCCAGAUGAUUCAGCGCCCGAUUUGACGGGCGGCGAUGCUGCCAGAGGGCAGCGAUUUGCCAACAUAUUCUUGAAUUCAGCAAAGAACAUCAACGCCAAAUACAAUAUAGUAGAUCGCCCGGAAACACAGGCAUCCUCGGACCCCUCAAAGGCUAGCCAGAAGAAGGUGAAGGUUUCCCGAGCCUCUAGAAAUAGAGCAGAGCUAGUAAAGGCUACUUUCGAAAUCAAAUACCAUUGUCUCAAUCUAGCUCUCGAUAUUGGACUGACUGAGCCUACACAGCAUGAGGGAAUUGAGGGAGUUUAUAAUCCAUUGCAGGUGAUUCGUAACCGUGAGAUCAAAAAUCGACUUGAACAUCAUAGCCCCUCUGUCUAUCGUACAUUACCAUUGGCUUGCAAUGCGUUCUCUUCACACUCGCGUGAUGGUAAAAGCUGGUCAAUGGUUUGGGGUAUUGAACUUAAAGAUUUUGUUGCUGACUUUGGAUGGAGACAACUUCACUGGAGCAAGUUGAGAAACGCAAAGGGUGAGUUGUGGUUCCCCAACGAGGGCUCGUCGAAAGAUAAACACAAAAGUUUACAUGACAAACUCUGGGAUGAAAAGGAUACAGACAGUAUAAUCCAUUCGGAGGACAUUAUUCUGAAAGUUCCCAUAAUGUCGGCGCGUGAAAAACCAAAGACGUCUAGAAGACUAAAAAGAAACAUUAAAGAAAAGGCGAAACGGAUCUACGGUAACGCGAGUACUGGCAGCUCUAUUUUGGAGCCAGAGAGCACUGACAAUGGCUCUCAUAUAUUCAACAAGCUGUCAUCGUUGGAAAGCAUAUCACGGAUUAAAAUUGAUCGCGUGGGACGCAGACUCUCCAUUGAUACUCUGAACAACUUCUUGGGGACUCGUAGAGGUAGCAGUGACGCAUACAAUACGUUUAGCAGCGAGGGUGAACCUUCUUCAGAGAGUGAACGUAAAAAAAGUGUCCCGAAAAUUGUCGUCACAGAUCCAUUGCUCAGUCCGGACCUUAGUAACAAAGUUCCCCGUGAAAAAUCUCAUAUUUCACCUACUUUGCAGAGCACAGAAAUGGCGAAAUCAUUUUCUGGAAAAGAGCUCGGUUCUGUCAACGACAUUUCAUUUUCCCAGGUGAACCUUCAGAAGUCUCCUAUGAAGGAUGCUCUUGUUUCAGUUGAAAGCGUAGAACUCAGUGAGGACUCUGAAGAUGUCGAUUUUGCAGUAGAGCCUUUGGAAGGUCCAGACCCCAAAGAUAUCGAUCAAGAAGACAGCUUCGCUCUUUUAGGACGCAAAGUGAAAUUUUUGGAAGCACUUCUGUUUCUUUCAUCGAAUUAUAUUGGCUCCCUCUACCCUCUGGUGAUAGAAGCUGCCGAUGAGAAGGUAAAGACCUUGCACAACGAUAUGAUCAAAAAUCUUUUACUGACAGCCAUACGUAUCAACGACGAGCAUUUGCCAGCCCAGGAGAAUUUGUACAGUGGGUUUCUUGACGAAACUAACACCCUCAUACAUCUCGCAAACGACAAACACGCGGUUCGCAUCGAUAACUUAUUGAGCGCAACAGAUAGAUCGUACAACGAGCUUAACACCUCACUACUCAUGGACCUCCGAAAAGUAAGUGAGCAAUUGGAGAAAUAUAAUUCGAGAUUUUUUGGCCCGUCAGUGACUGCAGUUUUGCGAGACGCUCAAGGCAACGCUCUCUCAAAUGUGCAGCAAUACCAAACCCUCUACCUUGUGCUAGAGAAUGUCAUUGUGGUAUUAUUGCGACUCAUUUGGAUCUUCGCAAAUAUUUUCAAGGUCGUUUGGUUAUUUUUCCGCUCGAUCUAUCUUCUUUUGGUACACCUUUGGAACUUUCUUACUUAG